Thamnophis sirtalis is the source of this 1446-nucleotide messenger RNA. NCBI's taxonomy places the organism in Eukaryota, Metazoa, Chordata, Lepidosauria, Squamata, Natricidae. The record is from RefSeq and is a predicted model, not a curated record.
GCGCGCAUGCGAGUUGAAGGUAGACCGCUGCAGGGAUUUCCUCAUCCAAAAUGGCUGCCGCGAUGGAUGUUGAUACUCCGAGUGGGACCAACAGCGGUGCCGGUAAAAAGCGCUUCGAAGUAAAGAAGUGGAAUGCAGUUGCCCUCUGGGCUUGGGACAUCGUUGUUGACAACUGUGCAAUAUGCAGAAAUCAUAUUAUGGAUCUCUGUAUAGAAUGCCAAGCUAACCAAGCAUCAGCUACCUCGGAAGAAUGCACUGUUGCAUGGGGUGUUUGUAAUCACGCUUUCCAUUUUCAUUGCAUUUCCCGCUGGCUUAAGACUCGGCAGGUAUGCCCAUUAGAUAAUCGAGAAUGGGAGUUUCAGAAGUAAGUAUCAUAUACUUGCCUAAAUAAGGGAAAUACAGUUAACCAUAGCAUAUGCCUAAUUUCAUCCAGGUGCUUUGAUUAUAGGUAGAGCUUACAUUGCUAGCGUUUUGGCAAGCUGAAAUUGGCACUUCCAUAUGCUUUAAGUUUAAAGGGAUGUAGAUGAAGUACAACAUUACUACAUCUGCUUAAAGGGAAGUACAUGAGCAUAUAUGAAUUACGGUAUCCCUUUAGGCAGCAGAGAAAAGUGUUAUUGAUAAAAGUAUAGCAUAUACUUGUAUACAGUAUGCAGACUUAUAUUCAAGAUUGCACAUAUAUUUCAUUAUAUAAGUAGAAUGAUUGUGUUCAAGUCCCCACAUUAAGAAUGCCCUGAUUUUAAAAUAACCCACAGUUAAGAAUUUGAGUUAAAUAUACAGUGAUUCAAGUUAAAUACAUAAUGGUUCAAGUUCAUUAUUCAAUAUUACUUACACAAUUAUAUUGUUCCUGCUUACAUACAAGUUUGACUUAAGGGUAGAUCUUGGGAAGGGUAGACCUUAAAAUGGGGACUAUCCAUUCGGGACUAAAUGUCUUUGGAAAUAAAGGUAGUUAAUCUGAUGUCUGUUAAAAUACCAAUAACAGUAUAAAGUAUAUUUGUAAACUUGGUUUGAUAGGUACAGAUUUGCAACUGAAGAAUGGAGCAGAUUUGCAACUACAUUAAUAACAGUUUAUGGGCAAUGUAUCAGUUUUUUAUUGUAAUAAGCAAUAAAAUAUAUCAUGGAGAGAUUUUGGUUGACCUUAAUUAAUAUAUAAGAAUCAAUAAGAUUGCAGCAGCUUAAACAAAAGCAUCAAUAAUGGGAUUUCAGAGCUAAGAAAUAAUAUUGCUUAAGAUUCACAGAGAUUUUCAACAUUCUGUGUCAUGUAACGUAAAGCAUGCAACACAUUUCAGAUCAAGUUAAAUAUGGUAUACGAAUGAUGUAAUGUUUCAUUCUUUUUUAAAUGGCAGAAUUGCCAGCUUGUGCAAACCAGCAGUUAACAAGCAGUACACUGAUAUAGGAGUUCUUUAGUAUGAUUUCCUAAUUUGCAGGUGCUAUCCCUUAAAUCAGGAA